This is a messenger RNA of Plasmopara halstedii, 3222 nucleotides long. Its product is annotated as glycerophosphodiester phosphodiesterase gde1. Gene Ontology annotation, biological process: glycerophospholipid catabolic process. Gene Ontology annotation, molecular function: phosphoric diester hydrolase activity; starch binding. NCBI's taxonomy places the organism in Eukaryota, Oomycota, Peronosporomycetes, Peronosporales, Peronosporaceae. The record is from RefSeq and is a predicted model, not a curated record. The transcript is spliced from 3 exons. The coding region runs from base 1 to 3222 and encodes 1073 amino acids.
AUGCCAGACGGACGCCCACGCGUUGACUAUGACCCGGCUGAAGUGGAGUUCACUGUGCGCGUUCUUGGCGACGCGAAUGAGCGCGUUGUGUAUCUCUUGGGAAGCGCAAUGGAGAUCGGUGCUUGGGACAUCGAAAAAGCUGUGCCUAUGGAAUUGAAAGAGCAACAAGAUAAUGAGAGCAAGUGGAAUUUAAACGUCAAGUUUGCAUCGACAACCAGUACAAUUGAGUAUAAAUAUGUGGUGAAGCAUUCGAAGACACACGAAUUGCUGUUGUGGGAGGGAUUACCUGGCAACCGGACACUUACAAUCGCUUCUGGUAUUAAUGUUGCGCUAGGAGCCCCUUCGACUCAAAGCUCGACAUUUACGACAACGAGUGCACCAGUUCCAGGACCUCGUGACGCGAAAUUAGGCAAUAACGGCAAAACCAAUGGUUUUCAGGAGUGGCGCUGCUGCCGUACCAAGAAAGAGUCUAAUCCGUGGUGGGAAGUGGAUUUGGGCCACAAUUACGUCAUCUCUAGCAUCCAUUUGUGGAAUGCAAUGACGUAUCAUGAACAGGCAAGACAUUUAGAGGGCCGUCCACCACUAACAUCAUGCACCUCUACAUCGUUCUCAGCACCUCCUCUUUGGAUCUUUGUUUCGAAGGAGCCGUUAGGACGUGGAGAAGAUUCUUUUGAAGAUGCACAAAGCAAGAUUGCAGCCGGUUCUUCCUCUGUACGCGCUAUACAAAUGCCUUGCUCGUAUGACAGCCGCGUUCGAUCGCUCAAUUUCGUUAUAGACGCGCAGAGUGUAGAAAAGACUCCGAAUGAAAUGGACUGUUCUUCUAGUUCGGCAGCAACGCCUUUACCUCCUGUCGAAGGCCGCUACGUGCGACUGCAGCACGUAGGAACUUCUUGUGCUCUUCAAUUUGCUGAGCUUGAAGUCUUUUCGCAGGAUGCUGAGGUGACACUGGACGAGGAAAGACAAGCAAGAUGCGCAACUCGCCGCCACAUAGAUGAUGGAUUCUUUGGUAUCUCGAAAGCUUUGGAUGCUGAUUCCCGGGAAUAUAUAGAUAGUGGCUGGCUAAAUCCCGAUGGUGGAUUGGCGGAGUUACAGAUCUGGACCGGUAGCUUUAAUGCAACUAGGCCGGCUAUUCAGUGGCUGGAAGAUAGAGUUGGCUCAGGGCGUGUGACCGUUGUAAUGCGUCAUGAGAAACAAAUAACGAGGAGCAACGGGACAGAUCAGAACGAAAUCAAGUGUCAGUCGAAGAAGCAGCCUUUACUUUGUGAAUGGGAGCCACUUCCGGUUGAGACUACGAGUGCACAUUUGCUUGACAAAGAUUCGACAGAUCUGCGUCAGCUUUUGACAGCACAUCAGGAGCUGGGUGGAUCUGGCCUUUUGGCUUAUCUGAACAAUGAUUCGAUGUUGUCACCUCCGCCAGAAGCUUCGUCAAAAUCGUCGUGGCUAUCAAGAUUGGCAUUAGCUCAAUCGCCAGAGAUAUCCAGCAUAAAGGCCCUAGCUGACAAGACAAUCACGCACAAGUACAACAAGGGCGACGAUAUAUUGCAGUACUCAGAGCAAAAACAUGCUGUAUUUUACAUUGAUUCAGGCCACGUAGAGCUUAUUGGUCCGCAAUCAUCAACGGGAUCAAAUAGAAUUGGAGUAAUUCAACGUGACUCUAUCUUCAAUGAACUGGGACUCAUGGGAUAUUGGUCGAGACAACCAACGUUGUUCCGGGCCAAAGACGAUGUGACAUGUCAAGUGCUGGAUCUAGACGCACUUGUUGAAGCUCUAGGGGAGACUAAGGUGGCUAUCAUUCGUGAUGAGUACAUUCGAAGGACGUUCAAGUUGAAGGAUUUGUCUGAGGACAACAAAGUACAUUAUACAGACGAUACACAUGUUCAGGUGUUCCGUGUUAAGGUGCCUGUGCCUGUUGUAAAUGACCAUGCGAACAAUAUUGCCGAACUUACACAUCGCUGGACGUUUGAGUUCUACAAUUUCGAAAAAAAAGCGAGUUCUGAAGCUUACCCUGACGAUAAACUUUUAGGCUCAGCGUACCUUCUUCCGUCGCAACUUAAUAGCCAAGGCGAAGCAGAAUUAACAAUUCCAAUCUUUUCCUCCGAGUUGGGCAUCGUCGGUCAGUUUACGCUGUCAUACUUGACCUUGAUUCCUUUUGUUCAUCCCAAAAACAAUAUCGCAAAUGUGUGGCGCUCAUACUGGCGUGAACGACCGCCGCUUACAAUUGGGCACCGUGGUAUGGGCCGAUCGUACUAUCAAGUGAAUGGACACCGUCUUGCGCUGACGCGAGAAAACACUCUGGCUUCGCUGAUUCUGGCUGGACGCAGUGGUGCUGAUUUCGUUGAGUUUGAUGUUCAGUUGACAAAAGACCGAGUUCCUGUAAUUUACCACGAUUUUCUUGUUCACGUUGGUUUGGAAGACAAGAAUGCCGGAUCGUUUGGCACGAAAUCCGAGACUUACGAAAUUGGUAUACACGACAUGUCCUUUCGACAACUCACGCAGUCUUUCACGACUCCAGUGCCCCAUCACGGAAGCGAAGGCAAACUAUUGCAAAAACGAGUGAAAAAGCAUUGGGCACGUUUACAAGGGGACAAGAAAAUUUCUUCUCCAAGACGCGGCCCUUUUACGAGUGAUGACAGCGCUAGCGACGACGACCAUCUCGUAGAAUUCUUUCCUCGUUUGGCAGAUUUGCUAAAGCAUGUGCCUGUGGAGAUUGGUCUCAAUAUCGAAGUCAAGUACCCGGACCCUUUUUUUCACGCGACGAUGCGAAGUUUGAGCUGUUUUGCUAUUAAUGGAUAUGUUGAUAAGAUCCUUCAGUGCGUCUUUGACUUUGCUGGCUCACGUCGAAUCUUUUUUUCAUGCUUCGAUCCGAAUGUCUGCAUUGCACUUCGCGCAAAACAGGCCAAGUAUCCUGUGCUGUUUCUAACGUAUGGCACACUGGAACCACACGAAGUUGAUGCGCGGAUAACACUUCAGUUUGCAAUCAACUUCGCUAAGAUGGAAAAGCUACAGGGUAUUGUAUCCAACUCCAAAGCGUUCAUCGAUACGCCGGAGCUUGCACCGCUUGUUAAGAAAACGUUGGGCACUGUGCUUAUCACGUGGGGUGAUAUGAAUACAAACCACGAAAUGGUCCAAUUGCAGAAGCGUUAUGCAAUUGACGGUGUCAUUAGCGACAAUGUCAUCGAUCUUUUAAAUCAAGACAAGAAGUUGUUGGCGAUGGCUCAGUAA